Molecule: messenger RNA, 14918 nt
Organism: Hydra vulgaris (swiftwater hydra)
Lineage: Eukaryota; Metazoa; Cnidaria; Hydrozoa; Anthoathecata; Hydridae
Product: mucin-2
Cellular component (GO): extracellular matrix
Molecular function (GO): protein binding; serine-type endopeptidase inhibitor activity
Source: RefSeq, a predicted model, not a curated record
AAAUUCAAAGAGACAAGUUCUUUUUGUUUUUAUAAAAUAAAAAACUUUAAAUUAAUAACAACGUUGAAACGGGGAAAUGUACCUCUUCGGAAAUAUUUGGUUAUUUGUUUUUUUAACACAGAAAUGGAAAACAAUCGAAGGAACUAAAAUCCUACAUCCUCUGGAAAGCUUUGAGUCAUCUACAGAGUUUGUAUUGGAUGAUGCUGAUUUCAAACAUAGCACAUCUGAUCGUUGUUUAACUCCAUUUAAUAGUGGUUUGUGCCAAACCAAGUUGAUUGAAACAUUGAAUUCAGACUAUAUAGGAAAAAAUUGUAAGAAGUAUCUUAAUGAAAUCCAUACCAGGCUUUGCCACCAAAAGUCACCUACAAAUGGUCAUCAAGCAUAUUGUGAAUUAAAUUGUGAUAGAGAGUUAUGCAACUCAAUCUUUGAUGAGUCAAAAUGUAACAAUCAAAGUUCUGCUUAUUACUACGAAAAUGGAGCAUGUAAACAUGGAAUUCAAUUAGACUGUGCUUCUCAUCAUUUUUCAUCUCUAGAGGAAUGUAAAAAAAACUGCAUUAGUUUAGGAAGUCAUAAAAUAAAGAGAAGGGAUAUUCAGGAUUUAUCUUGUAACUGUGAAAAUGGUGGUAAAUGUGUUGAUCCUAUAGCAGGAAUAUGUGUGUGCCCAGCUGGCUACAUGGGAAAUAAGUGUGAUAAAUUUUACUGUGAUGAUUUUUGUGAAAAUGGCGGAGUAUGUGCUGGUCCCCUUACAUGCAAAUGUCCAACAGCAUAUUCAAGCAAAAUUAAUCCAUUUUGUAAACAAGCUAUAUGCGAACUAAAUUGUGGCCCUGGAGGUUAUUGUGGGUUUUCUAAUGAUGGUCAACCUUUGUGUAUAUGUCAAAAAGGUUACAGUGGUGCCAAAUGUGAUGAAAAGAUUAUUAGCAAACUACCUGUUGAAAGUGGUGUCUGUAAAACUUACAUUGAUGAUAUUAUCAACAAUACAGACAAUUACAUAAAUGUAUUUGCUUCAGUAAAAGAGAAAUCCUAUUGCUUAAAUUACAUUAAUGAUAUUUCACUUAAUUGUUAUUCAGACAAAAUACUUCCUAGAUAUACAUUAGAAAAUUGUUAUCAUUUUUGUGAUAUUAAUCGAACUGGGAAUGUUUGUGGUUUGGUAUUUAGUGAUUCUUGUCCGUCUUCUAAAAAAUUUGCUUAUGACGAGUCUUUGAUGCGUUGUGUUGAAUUUAAGUACAAAGGAUGUUUAGGGAAUAAAAAUAGCUAUGAUUCUUAUGAAAAAUGUGCACAGCGGUAUUCAGUUGCUGGAUUAGGGUAUUCAAUAAGUACAGCUGUUAUGAAAACAUGUUAUGUUCAUGAUAAAAUGCAGUACAGUACAUUUGAUGGUCUAAAGUAUCAACUAAACACUGGAUGUUCUUAUCUUUUGGUCCAUGACACUGACUCACAAAAUAAUUUUGAUAUAAUUAUCAACAAUGACCCUAAAAUGAAUUAUAAUACCACAGUCAAAAGAACACUUGAUAUUAAAGCAGAUAACAAAGCCAUACAUUUGGGACAAAAAAUUGGUGAUUUGUUUAUAGUUCGGGUUGAUGGAAAUUUGGUUAGUUUGCCAUAUGAUGGUACUCCAAAAAUUAAACAGGCUGGGCGUUACAUAAUGGUUAUAACUUCUGAUCAAGUGAUAGUUACAUUUGAUGGAAGAGAAGUUGUUGAAAUAACUGUUCCUGAAUCUUAUCGAGCUACCAAGAAAAAAAAUAGUUUAGUUGGUUUAUGUGGUAAUUUUGAUGGUGAUCAUCGAAAUGAUUUUGUUGAUUUUAGUGGAAUUCAACGUUCAAAUGUUAAAGAGUUUGCAAGCGUAUUUCAAACCAACAAGGGUUUAUGUUCUGAAAAUUUCACUCCAAUACCUUUUUAUAAUCCUACUGGAAGUGAUAUCUUUGUCUAUGAAAAUGCUGAAAGAAUUUGCUCUAUUAUUGAAACAGAAGCUUUUAAACCAUGUCAUGAUGUGUUGGACCCAGAAGUUUACAAGUUAAUAUGUAUGCAAGAAGUUUUACAUUGCAAUUAUGACCUGAGAAGUGACUGUAUCUGUGGAGCUCUUUCACAGUAUUCAAGAGUUUGUUUAAAACUAGGGAAAGAAAUCAAAUGGAGAACCCCUGCUUUAUGUCCUGUGACAUGCAAAGGUGAUAUGCAGUAUUAUGAUUGUGGUAGUGCUUGCCCAAAGAUGUGUGAUAAUCUAAUGAGUAGUACCAAGUGUAUAGCAGAUUGUGUUGAUGGUUGUCAUUGUCCACCAGAUCUUUAUUUUGACACUGCAACAGACCGUUGCAUACCUCGCAGUCAGUGUUCGUGCUAUAAAGAUGGUGUAAGGUAUCCACAUGGAAGUGUGCGCAAUGGCCAAUGUGAAGAUUGUACAUGCAAUGGUGGGGCAUGGUCAUGCUCUAAAAAACCAUGUGCUGCCUCUUGUCAUAUCUAUGGGGAUCCUCAUAUUAAAACAUUUGAUGGUAAGCAAUAUGACAUGUAUGGCCAAUGUAGCUAUGUAUUAAUGGACCACUGCCAUUAUGGUACCGGUAAAAAGGAAUUUGAGAUUAUUGUAAAAAAUUCAAAAUGUAGCGAUAACACAAUAUAUACCUCCUGUGUCAGAUCAUUGCUGGUAAACCUUACUUCAAUAAAUACCAGAAUAAACUUUGAUUCAAUUUCUGAUGGAAGCCAAAAUUCAAGGAAAUACCCAUUAGUUACUGUAAAUGGAGUUGAAACCUCAUUUGUUAUCACUGAUCAAUACCAGAUUGCAAUUAUUGGAGAUGAAAAUGUUGUUUUUCAAUAUCAGAAAACAAAGUUUAUGAUUCAUUGGACAAGUGAGAACAUUUACAUUACAGUAGGCCAUGAGUUUGAAAAUCAAACAUGUGGUUUAUGUGGGACUUACAAUCAAAAUAAGCAAGAUGAUUUUCACACUCGGUCUGACUCAGUUGAAACAAGUGUGACAGCGUUCACACAAGCUUGGAUAUAUAAUGAUAAUGAUGUGAACCAAGAUCCAUUAAAAUGCCAUUCAUCUCUUUGGGAAAUCAGUGAAAAACCUUGUCAGAUUUAUGCAACUAAUUUACCUUAUGCAAAAGAUAGUUGUAGCAUUAUAAACAAUUUAUCUGGGCCUUUUGCUGCAUGUCAUAAUGUUGUUCCGCCAUCUUUUCACUAUGAAAGUUGUUUGCAAGAUGCAUGCAAAUGUCAAAACUGCUAUUGUAGUGUAGUUUCUCAAUACGCAAAGCUAUGCAUGGAUAAAGGGAUUUUAGUUCAUGGAUGGAGAGAUGAAACAAAAGAAUGCUCUAUGAAUUGUCCUGCACCAAAAAUUAAUAGACAAUGCAAUACAGAUGUAAGCGGGUUAACAUUAAAGUGUCCAGCUACAUGUCUGGAUAUUUCAACAAAUGAUACUGAUGCUUGUUCAAUUCGAGGUUGUGUUGAAGGAUGCUUCUGUCCAGAAGGUUAUUUUGAAGAUAACAAUCAAGAAUGUGUGAAAAAAGAGAAAUGUCCGUGUUUUCAUAACAAUCUUAUUUAUCAAUUUGGUGAAACAAGACAAGAUCGCUGUAAUAACUGUACAUGUGUUGGAGGAAAAUUUGAAUGCACAAAUAUAAAUUGUGAAGGUCAUUGUGAAGAAAAAGGUCUUCAAUAUUCUGAUUGUGGCUUGACUUGUUCAAACUUUAAACUUACUAAACAAGAUUUGCGAUGUCAAUCAGGCUGUUUUUGUCGAGAUGGAAAAGUUAUGCAUGAAAAUGGAUCAUGUGUUGAGCCAAACACUCAGUGUCAGUGCAAAGAGGCUGAACAAUUUUACAACAUGGGUGAUACUUCUCCUUCAGAUUGUGCUAAGGUAUGCAAUGGUGAUCGAACUUGGAAACAGCUUUCUGGUGUAGAUGCUAAGCCUCAGUAUGAUUGUGCAGCAUUUGGUCAAAUGCAUUAUCGUACAUUUGAUGGGAAAAUGUAUAAGUUUGAUGGUGGAAAAUGCCAAUAUAUAAUGAUGUCUGAUUGUAAAAAAAAUGGUCAAAGUCAGUUCUGUGACCUACUUCAAGCAAACUUUAAUGUACGAGUUCGCAAUACAAGAUGCAUUGAUAGUUAUGAGCAAUAUAUGUGCAAAGAAGUAACAAUUGAGAUGCGAAUGACUGAUGGAAGUAUGGCAGAAAUUGUUUUGCUACAAGAAAAUGUUGAUGUUUAUCAUCAUGAAACAAAACUUUCUUUUAAAAAAGGAAAUUAUCCUCAGCCAUUAAAAAAUGUUAUCGAUGGACUUGAAAUUUUUAAGUCUGGAUUAUUCAUUAUUGUACGUGCGUAUAAGCUGGAUUAUACAGUUAAAUAUGAUCAACACAAUCGUGUCUAUGUUAUACCUGGUGUUAAGCAUAAAUGGAGUGGAAAUUUUGCUGGUCUUUGUGGAAAUUUUAAUGGUAAAGAUGAAGAUGAUUUUCAAAAACUUGAUAAUUUGCCAGCUGAUAAUGCUUUGCAGUUUGCAAAGUCUUGGACUGAUGAAGCAUCUAGUUGUUCACCACCAAUAGACUUAGAUACAUGUACUGCUAAUCCAGAAUAUCUUCCUUGGGCACAGAAAGGAUGUAACAUCAUUAAAACAGGAAAUUUCACUACUUGCCAUAAAGCAGUUAAUCCAGAACCUUUUGUUGAAUCUUGUAUGCAAGAAACUUGCUUGUGCAAGUCUGGGGGUGAUUGUGCUUGCUUUUGCUCUGCAGUAUCAGCAUAUGUUCAGGAAUGUAACAGGCAUGGUGUCCCAAUAUAUUGGAGAAGAGAAGGACUUUGCAAAUUGGAUUGUUGUGAUCCUUGUGGACAUUCAUAUGGAUAUUAUGCAGAUAACAAAAUACCACAAACGUGUAAUAAGGAAGAAAAAAAAUGUGAUCCAAAAGAGCGAUGCUGUAAGGGUGCUAUUGUUGAGGGGUGCGGUUGUCCUGAAGGAACAUAUGAUGACGGCCAUCAUUGUCAAAACAUUACUAAAGAAGAUAAUAUAUUGUGUUCUUCAUCUAUUAUUCAACAUACAUCCAGUACAAUGGCACCAUCCAUUUUUUCUUCAUAUUCAAUUUCUUCUACUCCACAAAAAACAAAAACUCCGUUAUUAAGUAGUACUGCUGAGUUACUAAGUUCUUCAGCAAUAGUAAAUAGCAUAGUUACAUCACAAAUCCAAUCAUCAGAGUCAAUACAUUUAAUAAGUACAAGUAUGUUACCUCCUUCUGUGGCAACGGAAACACUUAAAGUUCAAACUACAUUACAAUCAGUAUUCAGUACCAUAGUUGAAUCAUCAUUUUCAACAUUGAUAAUAUCAUCUAUUAAAUCAUCAGAAAACAUACAAAGUACCAGUGUUACUGAAAGUCAGAAAGUUAAGACAUCAUUUGUAACAGAACCAACUACAACAGUGUUUGUAACUUCAAUUACUCCACCAGUGACUACAGUUGUUGCAAGUACUGCUGUGCCACCACCAGCUUCUUCUGUUGAAACAGUUGUAGAGACAUCAGCUGAGGUUUACAAAACUUCGUCUUAUUUGGUUUCAGUAUCCAGUGAAAGCACUGAACUCCCUCCACCAACAUCUUAUAUUGAAACACUUUACUCUACUGCAUUUGUUCAUCCUACAACAUCAGUUGAGGUUCCCGAAACAAGUUCUAGUGAAUAUACUGAGUCGAUUUCAACUAGCGUUUUACCUGAGACAUCUUUUAUUUUUAUUACAUCAACAUACUCCUUUAUUGAACCAUCAUCAUCUAUUGUGGAGAUUUCUAGUAGCACUGAGUUUGUUUUACCAACUAGCUCUAUUGAACAGACAAUCAUUGUAGAAUCAAGCACUGAUGUUACUGAGAGUCAGAAAGUUAAGACAUCAUUUGUAACAGAACCAACUACAACAGUGUUUGUAACUUCAAUUACUCCACCAGUGACUACAGUUGUUGCAAGUACUGCUGUGCCCCCACCAGCUUCUUCUGUUGAAACAGUUGUAGAGACAUCAGCUGAGGUUUACAAAACUUCAUCUUAUUUGGUUUCAGUAUCCAGUGAAAGCACUGAACUCCCUCCACCAACAUCCUAUAUUGAAACACUUUACUCUACUGCAUUUGUUCAUCCUACUACAUCAGUUGAGGUUCCCGAAACGAGUUCUAGUGAAUAUACUGAGUCGAUUUCAACUAGCGUUUUACCUGAGACAUCUUUUAUUUCUAUUACAUCAACAUACUCCUUUGUUGAACCAUCAUCUAUUGUAGAGAUUUCUAGUAGCGCUGAGUUUGUUUUACCAACUAGCUCUAUUGAACAGACAGUCAUUGUAGAAUCAAGCACUGAUGUUACUGAGAGUCAGAAAGUUAAGACGUCAUUUGUAACAGAACCAACUACAACAGUGUUUGUAACUUCAAUUACUCCACCAGUGACUACAGUUGUUGCAAGUACUGCUGUGCCCCCACCAGCUUCUUCUGUUGAAACAGUUGUAGAGACAUCAGCUGAGGUUUACAAAACUUCAUCUUAUUUGGUUUUAGUAUCCAGUGAAAGCACUGAACUCCCUCCACCAACAUCCUAUAUUGAAACACUUUACUCUACUGCAUUUGUUCAUCCUACUACAUCAGUUGAGGUUCCCGAAACGAGUUCUAGUGAAUAUACUGAGUCGAUUUCAACUAGCGUUUUACCUGAGACAUCUUUUAUUUCUAUUACAUCAACAUACUCCUUUGUUGAACCAUCAUCUAUUGUAGAGAUUUCUAGUAGCGCUGAGUUUGUUUUACCAACUAGCUCUAUUGAACAGACAGUCAUUGUAGAAUCAAGCACUGAUGUUACUGAGAGUCAGAAAGUUAAGACGUCAUUUGUAACAGAACCAACUACAACAGUGUUUGUAACUUCAAUUACUCCACCAGUGACUACAGUUGUUGCAAGUACUGCUGUGCCCCCACCAGCUUCUUCUGUUGAAACAGUUGUAGAGACAUCAGCUGAGGUUUACAAAACUUCAUCUUAUUUGGUUUCAGUAUCCAGUGAAAGCACUGAACUCCCUCCACCAACAUCCUAUAUUGAAACACUUUACUCUACUGCAUUUGUUCAUCCUACUACAUCAGUUGAGGUUCCCGAAACGAGUUCUAGUGAAUAUACUGAGUCGAUUUCAACUAGCGUUUUACCUGAGACAUCUUUUAUUUCUAUUACAUCAACAUACUCCUUUGUUGAACCAUCAUCUAUUGUAGAGAUUUCUAGUAGCGCUGAGUUUGUUUUACCAACUAGCUCUAUUGAACAGACAGUCAUUGUAGAAUCAAGCACUGAUGUUACUGAGAGUCAGAAAGUUAAGACAUCAUUUGUAACAGAACCAACUACAACAGUGUUUGUAACUUCAAUUACUCCACCAGUGACUACAGUUGUUGCAAGUACUGCUGUGCCCCCACCAGCUUCUUCUGUUGAAACAGUUGUAGAGACAUCAGCUGAGGUUUACAAAACUUCAUCUUAUUUGGUUUUAGUAUCCAGUGAAAGCACUGAACUCCCUCCACCAACAUCCUAUAUUGAAACACUUUACUCUACUGCAUUUGUUCAUCCUACUACAUCAGUUGAGGUUCCCGAAACGAGUUCUAGUGAAUAUACUGAGUCGAUUUUAACUAGCGUUUUACCUGAGACAUCUUUUAUUUCUAUUACAUCAACAUACUCCUUUGUUGAACCAUCAUCUAUUGUAGAGAUUUCUAGUAGCGCUGAGUUUGUUUUACCAACUAGCUCUAUUGAACAGACAGUCAUUGUAGAAUCAAGCACUGAUGUUACUGAGAGUCAGAAAGUUAAGACGUCAUUUGUAACAGAACCAACUACAACAGUGUUUGUAACUUCAAUUACUCCACCAGUGACUACAGUUGUUGCAAGUACUGCUGUACCCCCACCAGCUUCUUCUGUUGAAACAGUUGUAGAGACAUCAGCUGAAGUUUACAAAACUUCAUCUUAUUUGGUUUCAGUAUCCAGUGAAAGCACUGAACUCCCUCCACCAACAUCCUAUAUUGAAACACUUUACUCUACUGCAUUUGUUCAUCCUACUACAUCAGUUGAGGUUCCCGAAACGAGUUCUAGUGAAUAUACUGAGUCGAUUUCAACUAGCGUUUUACCUGAGACAUCUUUUAUUUCUAUUACAUCAACAUACUCCUUUGUUGAACCAUCAUCUAUUGUAGAGAUUUCUAGUAGCGCUGAGUUUGUUUUACCAACUAGCUCUAUUGAACAGACAGUCAUUGUAGAAUCAAGCACUGAUGUUACUGAGAGUCAGAAAGUUAAGACAUCAUUUGUAACAGAACCAACUACAACAGUGUUUGUAACUUCAAUUACUCCACCAGUGACUACAGUUGUUGCAAGUACUGCUGUGCCACCACCAGCUUCUUCUGUUGAAACAGUUGUAGAGACAUCAGCUGAGGUUUACAAAACUUCAUCUUAUUUGGUUUCAGUAUCCAGUGAAAGCACUGAACUCCCUCCACCAACAUCCUAUAUUGAAACACUUUACUCUACUGCAUUUGUUCAUCCUACUACAUCAGUUGAGGUUCCCGAAACGAGUUCUAGUGAAUAUACUGAGUCGAUUUCAACUAGCGUUUUACCUGAGACAUCUUUUAUUUCUAUUACAUCAACAUACUCCUUUGUUGAACCAUCAUCUAUUGUAGAGAUUUCUAGUAGCGCUGAGUUUGUUUUACCAACUAGCUCUAUUGAACAGACAGUCAUUGUAGAAUCAAGCACUGAUGUUACUGAGAGUCAGAAAGUUAAGACAUCAUUUGUAACAGAACCAACUACAACAGUGUUUGUAACUUCAAUUACUCCACCAGUGACUACAGUUGUUGCAAGUACUGCUGUGCCACCACCAGCUUCUUCUGUUGAAACAGUUGUAGAGACAUCAGCUGAGGUUUACAAAACUUCGUCUUAUUUGGUUUCAGUAUCCAGUGAAAGCACUGAACUCCCUCCACCAACAUCUUAUAUUGAAACACUUUACUCUACUGCAUUUGUUCAUCCUACAACAUCAGUUGAGGUUCCCGAAACUAGUUCUAGUGAAUAUACUGAGUCGAUUUCAACUAGCGUUUUACCUGAGACAUCUUUUAUUUUUAUUACAUCAACAUACUCCUUUAUUGAACCAUCAUCAUCUAUUGUGGAGAUUUCUAGUAGCACUGAGUUUGUUUUACCAACUAGCUCUAUUGAACAGACAAUCAUUGUAGAAUCAAGCACUGAUGUUACUGAGAGUCAGAAAGUUAAGACAUCAUUUGUAACAGAACCAACUACAACAGUGUUUGUAACUUCAAUUACUCCACCAGUGACUACAGUUGUUGCAAGUACUGCUGUGCCACCACCAGCUUCUUCUGUUGAAACAGUUGUAGAGACAUCAGCUGAGGUUUACAAAACUUCGUCUUAUUUGGUUUCAGUAUCCAGUGAAAGCACUGAACUCCCUCCACCAACAUCUUAUAUUGAAACACUUUACUCUACUGCAUUUGUUCAUCCUACAACAUCAGUUGAGGUUCCCGAAACAAGUUCUAGUGAAUAUACUGAGUCGAUUUCAACUAGCGUUUUACCUGAGACAUCUUUUAUUUUUAUUACAUCAACAUACUCCUUUAUUGAACCAUCAUCAUCUAUUGUGGAGAUUUCUAGUAGCACUGAGUUUGUUUUACCAACUAGCUCUAUUGAACAGACAAUCAUUGUAGAAUCAAGCACUGAUGUUACUGAGAGUCAGAAAGUUAAGACAUCAUUUGUAACAGAACCAACUACAACAGUGUUUGUAACUUCAAUUACUCCACCAGUGACUACAGUUGUUGCAAGUACUGCUGUGCCCCCACCAGCUUCUUCUGUUGAAACAGUUGUAGAGACAUCAGCUGAGGUUUACAAAACUUCAUCUUAUUUGGUUUCAGUAUCCAGUGAAAGCACUGAACUCCCUCCACCAACAUCCUAUAUUGAAACACUUUACUCUACUGCAUUUGUUCAUCCUACAACAUCAGUUGAGGUUCCCGAAACGAGUUCUAGUGAAUAUUCUGAGUCGAUUUCAACUAGCGUUUUACCUGAGACAUCUUUUAUUUUUAUUACAUCAACAUACUCCUUUAUUGAACCAUCAUCAUCUAUUGUGGAGAUUUCUAGUAGCACUGAGUUUGUUUUACCAACUAGCUCUAUUGAACAGACAAUCAUUGUAGAAUCAAGCACUGAUGUUACUGAGAGUCAGAAAGUUAAGACAUCAUUUGUAACAGAACCAACUACAACAGUGUUUGUAACUUCAAUUACUCCACCAGUGACUACAGUUGUUGCAAGUACUGCUGUGCCCCCACCAGCUUCUUCUGUUGAAACAGUUGUAGAGACAUCAGCUGAGGUUUACAAAACUUCAUCUUAUUUGGUUUCAGUAUCCAGUGAAAGCACUGAACUCCCUCCACCAACAUCCUAUAUUGAAACACUUUACUCUACUGCAUUUGUUCAUCCUACAUCAUCAGUUGAGGUUCCCGAAACGAGUUCUAGUGAAUAUACUGAGUCGAUUUCAACUAGCGUUUUACCUGAGACAUCUUUUAUUUUUAUUACAUCAACAUACUCCUUUAUUGAACCAUCAUCAUCUAUUGUGGAGAUUUCUAGUAGCACUGAGUUUGUUUUACCAACUAGCUCUAUUGAACAGACAAUCAUUGUAGAAUCAAGCACUGAUGUUACUGAGAGUCAGAAAGUUAAGACAUCAUUUGUAACAGAACCAACUACAACAGUGUUUGUAACUUCAAUUACUCCACCAGUGACUACAGUUGUUGCAAGUACUGCUGUACCCCCACCAGCUUCUUCUGUUGAAACAGUUGUAGAGACAUCAGCUGAAGUUUACAAAACUUCAUCUUAUUUGGUUACAGUAUCCAGUGAAAGCACUGAACUCCCUCCACCAACAUCCUAUAUUGAAACACUUUACUCUACUGCAUUUGUUCAUCCUACUACAUCAGUUGAGGUUCCCGAAACUAGUUCUAGUGAAUAUACUGAGUCGAUUUCAACUAGCGUUUUACCUGAGACAUCUUUUAUUUUUAUUACAUCAACAUACUCCUUUGUUGAACCAUCAUCAUUUAUUGUUGAGAUUUCUAGUAGCACUGAGUUUGUUUUACCAACUAGCAGUAUUGAACAGACAUCAGAAUCAUUUUCGUCUACAGAUUUUUUUACUUCUUUUCCUUCAUCAACAUUUGUUUUGCCAUCUCCAACCAGUACUUUUGUUUUUCCUUCAGAUUUGCCUUUAUCAACUCUUCCUCGAUCACUUUUGACAGAUAAUAUAGUGACUCUGUCAACUACUUUGAGUAGCAGUUCAUUUGAAGUAUUUAAAAAGUCUUCAAGUCAAAAGACCUUGGUUUUUCCAACAAAAAGCAUACCAACCAAAACAACAAGGUUGCUUCAAUCAUCAGUUUUGUAUAUAAGUUCAGCUCCACCAGUGACUAUAGUUGUUGCAAGUACUGCUGUGCCCCCACCAGCUUCUUCUGUUGAAACAGUUGUAGAAACAUCAGCUGAGGUUUACAAAACUUCAUCUUAUUUGGUUUCAUUAUCCAGUGAAAGCACUGAACUCCCUCCACCAACAUCUUAUAUUGAAACACUUUACUCUACUGCAUUUGUUCAUCCUACAACAUCAGUUGAGGUUCCCGAAACAAGUUCUAGUGAAUAUACUGAGUCGAUUUCAACUAGCGUUUUACCUGAGACAUCUUUUAUUUCUAUUACAUCAACAUACUCCUUUGUUGAGCCAUCAUCAUCUAUUGUGGAGAUUUCUAGUAGCGCUGAGUUUGUUUUACCAACUAGCUCUAUUGAACAGACAGUCAUUGUAGAAUCAAGCACUGAUGUUACUGAGAGUCAGAAAGUUAAGACAUCAUUUGUAACAGAACCAACUACAACAGUGUUUGUAACUUCAAUUACUCCACCAGUGACUACAGUUGUUGCAAGUACUGCUGUGCCACCACCAGCUUCUUCUGUUGAAACAGUUGUAGAGACAUCAGCUGAGGUUUACAAAACUUCAUCUUAUUUGGUUUCAGUAUCCAGUGAAAGCACUGAACUCCCUCCACCAACAUCUUAUAUUGAAACACUUUACUCUACUGCAUUUGUUCAUCCUACUACAUCAGUUGAGGUUCCCGAAACGAGUUCUAGUGAAUAUACUGAGUCGAUUUCAACUAGCGUUUUACCUGAGACAUCUUUUAUUUCUAUUACAUCAACAUAUUCCUUUGUUGAGCCAUCAUCAUCUAUUUUGGAGAUUUCUAGUAGCGCUGAGUUUGUUUUACCAACUAGCUCUAUUGAACAGACAGUCAUUGUAGAAUCAAGUACUGAUGUUACUGAGAGUCAGAAAGUUAAGACAUCAUUUGUAACAGAACCAACUACAACAGUGUUUGUAACUUCAAUUACUCCACCAGUGACUACAGUUGUAGCAAGUACUGCUGUGCCACCACCAGCUUCUUCUGUUGAAACAGUUGUAGAGACAUCAGCUGAGGUUUACAAAACUUCUUCUUAUUUGGUUUCAGUAUCCAGUGAAAGCACUGAACUCCCUCCACCAACAUCUUAUAUUGAAACACUUUACUCUACUGCAUUUGUUCAUCCUACUACAUCAGUUGAGGUUCCCGAAACUAGUUCUAGUGAAUAUACUGAUUCGAUUUCAACUAGCGUUUUACCUGAGACAUCUUUUAUUUCUAUUACAUCAACAUACUCCUUUGUUGAGCCAUCAUCAUCUAUUGUGGAGAUUUCUAGUAGCGCUGAGUUUGUUUUACCAACUAGCUCUAUUGAACAGACAGUCAUUGUAGAAUCAAGCACUGAUGUUACUGAGAGUCAGAAAGUUAAGACAUCAUUUGUAACAGAACCAACUACAACAGUGUUUGUAACUUCAAUUACUCCACCAGUGACUACAGUUGUUGCAAGUACUGCUGUGCCACCACCAGCUUCUUCUGUUGAAACAGUUGUAGAGACAUCAGCUGAGGUUUACAAAACUUCGUCUUAUUUGGUUUCAGUAUCCAGUGAAAGCACUGAACUCCCUCCACCAACAUCUUAUAUUGAAACACUUUACUCUACUGCAUUUGUUCAUCCUACUACAUCAGUUGAGGUUCCCGAAACUAGUUCUAGUGAAUAUACUGAGUCGAUUUCAACUAGCGUUUUACCUGAGACAUCUUUUAUUUCUAUUACAUCAACAUACUCCUUUGUUGAGCCAUCAUCAUCUAUUGUGGAGAUUUCUAGUAGCGCUGAGUUUGUUUUACCAACUAGCUCUAUUGAACAGACAGUCAUUGUAGAAUCAAGUACUGAUGUUACUGAGAGUCAGAAAGUUAAGACAUCAUUUGUAACAGAACCAACUACAACAGUGUUUGUAACUUCAAUUACUCCACCAGUGACUACAGUUGUUGCAAGUACUGCUGUGCCACCACCAGCUUCUUCUGUUGAAACAGUUGUAGAGACAUCAGCUGAGGUUUACAAAACUUCGUCUUAUUUGGUUUCAGUAUCCAGUGAAAGCACUGAACUCCCUCCACCAACAUCUUAUAUUGAAACACUUUACUCUACUGCAUUUGUUCAUCCUACUACAUCAGUUGAGGUUCCCGAAACUAGUUCUAGUGAAUAUACUGAGUCGAUUUCAACUAGCGUUUUACCUGAGACAUCUUUUAUUUCUAUUACAUCAACAUACUCCUUUGUUGAGCCAUCAUCAUCUAUUGUGGAGAUUUCUAGUAGCGCUGAGUUUGUUUUACCAACUAGCUCUAUUGAACAGACAGUCAUUGUAGAAUCAAGUACUGAUGUUACUGAGAGUCAGAAAGUUAAGACAUCAUUUGUAACAGAACCAACUACAACAGUGUUUGUAACUUCAAUUACUCCACCAGUGACUACAGUUGUUGCAAGUACUGCUGUGCCACCACCAGCUUCUUCUGUUGAAACAGUUGUAGAGACAUCAGCUGAGGUUUACAAAACUUCGUCUUAUUUGGUUUCAGUAUCCAGUGAAAGCACUGAACUCCCUCCACCAACAUCUUAUAUUGAAACACUUUACUCUACUGCAUUUGUUCAUCCUACUACAUCAGUUGAGGUUCCCGAAACUAGUUCCAGUGAAUAUACAACAGUGUUUGUAACUUCAAAAUCAUUUAGUACUAUUUCGCUUGGAACUUCUUAUAUUUCUAAAGUGGCAACUUCAGAAGCUUUUUCAAGCAAUCCUGGCCCACAAUCUACUUUAAGGUUGUUUUCUAUUUCAACAUUUUCAUCUCAUUUUGGUACUUUUUCAUCAACGUUAAAAUAUUCAAUUUUGCCAUCUAUUUCUUCUAUAUCAGUUGUUCCAACAUCUUCAGUUUUUUGCCCUGCUUGUUUCUAUAGAGGAAGCUUGUAUGGGGUUGGUGAAAGUUGGCAAGACGCUCGUAAAUGUACCAACUUUACCUGUACACUUGUUUCUAACCCUUGCUAUCCGUCUAAUACCAGCGCUCAGAUAGAAGCAAAGUCAGAAGUGUGUCAACCGUGUCCUUCUGGAUAUAUAUCAGUUACUCGUCCAAAUCAGUGUUGUCCAAAUUGCAUACCUUCCGAAAAACCAUUUUGUGACCGAAAAGUAUUUGGUAUGGAAAAAUUAGUUGAAGAAGAUUCUGAGCUAGGAAGAUGCGAAUCAACUAAGAAAUAUUUGAUUACAGGAUGCGGUGGUUUUUGUGAUUCGACAAUAAAAGCUGCAGUUGGUAAGAGAGUGUUUACACCUAGCUGUUCCUGUUGUCAACCUUUACGUGUUGUUUCCUUUAAUGUGCCAAUGGUGUGUGAAGAUGGUUAUAGGUAUACUACCAUAUUCCAUGAUAUUCAAUCAUGUAACUGUAGUUCAAGUUGUCAUAAAAAGCCAGAUCAGAUUGAGUUGAUAGAUACGAAUGAAGAAAAGAGAACAAUCAGUUUUCAAAAAAUUGCAAAACUUAGGAACGAUGGACAACAACAUCAAAAAAAUAUUAUCGACCAUGCUUUUGUUCAUUUAAAAAAAAGAAGUCAUUAGAACAAUUUAAACAUUUUGAAAUUAAAACAUUUUAACAUAUGUUAAGCAUGAAAAAAAAAGUUCUAAAAUA